Messenger RNA from Daldinia loculata, 2517 nucleotides. RefSeq lists its product as uncharacterized. The transcript has 5 exons. Bases 186 to 1880 code for a protein of 564 amino acids. Lineage: Eukaryota; Fungi; Ascomycota; Sordariomycetes; Xylariales; Hypoxylaceae. The record is from RefSeq and is a predicted model, not a curated record.
CAAUGGCUAUGCUCAAUAGGUGCCCAACCUAAGCAUCGCCAACAUAUAACCAGGCCUCCAGCUUCAAGAUAUGCAGAGACUCUCAAUAACUCGGACGUAUUCAAAUCGCAAUUUUAUAAGUCAGGGGUAUAGUCACAAUAGCCCUGUUGAAAACUACUAGGCGGGUUACUGCAAUCGCUUUCGUCAUGUCAUUUGGAUUCUCAGUCGGUGACAUCCUGGCGGGCGCGCAACUGGCGUAUACGCUUGGUAAAUCUCUAUCGGACACGAAGGGGGCUUCGAGCGAUUACCAGGAGCUUAUUUCACAGCUUCAUGUGGUUCAUAAGGUUCUCAUCCAAGUCGACCAACUUCGAGCGGCAAAUCAGCUUGCACAGGCAACUAUUAACGCCCUUCUGUUCACGAUUAACUCCUCAAAUGAGGCGAUUGAGAAAUUUCUUACUCAAUACGAGACUUAUGAAGAGAGUCUACGACAGGGCGGUUCGGGUAAGAUUUUUAAAGAUGUCUACAAGAAAGGGAAAUGGGCUACUCAGAUGCCUGAUAAGGUUCGAGAUCUAAAGGGAACAUUGGCCACGAUGCUAGCAGCUAUUAAUUGCCUUGUAUCUCUGGCCUGUUACUACAAUACUGGUUAUGAUCCUAGAUGUCGUGUGGCAAUAGAUCCAGUUUGCGCCAAAGAGGGAAGAUUACAUGAUACAAUCUGGGCGAAAGACAUUGAACUUGCAGCCGUGAUAUGUCCUCAUUAUUUCAACCCAACCAGGUGUCCCGGUUUCGAUAAACAGAGCGCUCCGGAAUUAUUUUUCCGGCCUGGUCAGAUAUUUUCAGCGCAGAUCACCUCGAUUUUGACUUUACAAGAUAACCGAGAAGUCGGAAAGAUUGAUUUUGGAAAUCUUCCUCUCGAACCAAUUUCGACGCUCAAGAAGAAGGCUAGGGAGGAAACUUUUGAGAAUAGAGGCAAGCGACUUGACCAAAUUUGGAGCCUUCCCUUAGAGAAAAUGGUUCAGUACUGUGAUGAUAUACCAAAUGAUUCUACUCAAGUCGUUUGUUUGCUUUGUAAAAUCAAACUCCGAGCUCAACAUUCCAGGCAAGUUGCUAUAACGUAUCCCAAAGACAUGUGGGUUACUUGGCAUUUUCGCUACUUUCAUUGGGAAUAUUAUUUCUCAAUGCUACCCCCGGAGGUUUCUAGAGAUCUAGGGGAGGGUAAGCGGGAAAGAUUAGUACCCCCCAAAGAUCUUAUGCGCCCUCUUCCGGCCUCAAGCUUCUCGAAGAAGAAAUGGAUAAAUAGAACCCACGUGACAAGCGAGGCACCAAUCACGGCAGAUGACGAAUUAGUAGAAAGCUUCAAUGAAUCAAGUUGGAAUAGAGAAUUUCUAAGAGGCCCGGUCCUUAUUCGGCGUUUUGUUGUUGUCCGUCAAGGAGUAGACAGAUGUCUCUGUCUCGGAAUCCACACGUACUCUCGACGGGGCUGUGGAGAUCAGCCGGAUCAAGAGCUGUUUGGAAUUCUUCAUUCAAGCAAAGAACCACCUCAUCCCAUGGAUAACGAAACGGGGAUGGUACUUGCCCCCAUACGGAUGAAAUCUGAUCACCCAUCAACAGCACUUCCACGGACUGCAAGAAUACACUAUGGCCGUGCAUACGAGAUCUCUCACCAUCUACCAGUCGAGUCUAUUGGGCUAGUCCAAGAUGCUUCUAUGGAAGUACUCCUUGAUCAAUUCGAGGCAUCCGUGCCCAGAAUAAAGGAUGAGGGUGAUGGUACAACUCAAAACCAGAUUCCUGAACCACAAAUAGAGGCAGCAAACUUGGAUGUGGCUAAGACAAUCCGCAUGGACAUUGCUACCGUACUAGGCUCUAAGAUGUCUCCAGCUGAUUACUCGUCGCCUUGUAGAUAGGAAAUCUUGUUCUGAAGGACUUCAAUCUCUCGCUUUAGUUGUAAAUCGAGUAAAUUGUCUUAGAGAAUCUCACUUAACUUAUCAGCGGGUUUUAUUUCUAUGAACUAUCUAACGGGAACGUUUUCAUACACAAGGCCAAUAUUGUGUAUUUUAGAGGCCUCACGGUCUCGGUAUAUACACCAUAGCCUUUGUACAAUUUUGCCUGAGGUAGCUUUACAUAGCGUCUCAAUGUAUAGGAGAUAUAACUUAUGACGGACAUCCAGAGCAAGUCACCUGUGAGCCCGCUCCAUUAAAAUUGCAACUUCCACCAACACAGUUCAACACACAGACGGAACAGUCCGGAUAGUAGUCCGCUAUAGCACAUCCAUAACCACUUUUCGCAGGGAGACAGUCGUCUGCGAAGGACGUCCCGAAGAAUGUAGCAGCAAUGAGAAGAUAGAGUCUCAUGAUAUAUGUCUGACUUUGCAGCUGUUGCUCGUGUUUAGGAUUUAAAAGGUAGCUUAAUAAAACGAUAGACGGAAUAUUAAAAAAUAGAAGCUUAUAAGAUAUUUGACCUAGACUACGGAAUACCUAAAGUCGGAGUAUUCAUCAAGCCUGAAGUUUGCAUAGCUUACUAAAUAACGGUACAGUAAUCCAC